AUGGCAUGCCUAAAGUGCGCUUUUUGGCUGACGAAUGAAACCAUAAAUAUUUGGUCACAUGUAUUUGGCUGGAUGCUGUUUUUUGGUUUAACAAUUUAUGACUUGUUCCUGUUAAAUAUUCACGCUUCACAGUUUGAUAAGCUUGUUGUGGGUCUACUACUCGGAUGUUUCCAGAUCAGCAUGGCAUCAUCGACAAUGUACCACACGUUUUCAUGCAAAUCCGAGAAACAUUUCAACUGUUUUUUAUCUUUUGACUUGUUCGGCAUAGCGUUGAGCUUGUUGGGUAUCUACUUAUCAGGAAUUUAUUACGCUUUUUGGUGCCAUCCAGUACAUCGAAUGUUUUACUUAUCCACGGUGUUCUUUAUAUUUGUGAUUGUCAUCGGAAUUGUUAUCAGUAAAAUAAAAACGAAGUGUAUGAUUUUAUUUUUCUGCUUUUCAGGUAAAUUAGAUUACAUAGGAUCAUCGCAUCAGUGGUGGCAUUUCCUGGUCGUCAUAGCGUUGUAUUACUGGCAUAACACUGGCAUUUUGUACAUCGAGUACAGAAUGAACCACGGAUGUGUCAACGAUUUACGGCUAUAAUAUUGAUUUUGCUCAAUGUGUACUUAUAUUGUUAUUUUAUAGUUAAUUUAUUUUUAGUAUUAAGUAAAUUACCUAUAUUAUGGUUUGUUUGUUAUUUUACGGUUCGACGAGAAUUUCUGUGAAAUAUUUCUUAUACUUUAUUAUAAAAUUCAAAUUCUUUAUUUACAUAAAAGAUUAAAAAAAUGUUUAUCAUUAAUAAAAUGGAAUCGAUUGAAUACACA
Diuraphis noxia (Russian wheat aphid) is the source of this 800-nucleotide messenger RNA. Its product is annotated as progestin and adipoQ receptor family member 3. Gene Ontology annotation, cellular component: membrane. NCBI's taxonomy places the organism in Eukaryota, Metazoa, Arthropoda, Insecta, Hemiptera, Aphididae. Gene Ontology annotation, molecular function: signaling receptor activity. The record is from RefSeq and is a predicted model, not a curated record.